ACUUUGAGAUUCUACUAUCUUUCCUUCUCCACAAGUACACACAAACGAAUAUCAUCGUUACCCAUCCAUUUCAUUCUUUUUCUAUUGGGGGGUAAAGAAGAAGAGAAUGGUGAUCAUUCAAGAACAACUGUGCAAGCAAGUUGUGAAGCCUAGGAUCGGUUGCCAAGCCUGCUUUAUAUUGACUUGGCACUUCAGUUGUCGUGUUCAACGUCAUGACUUGUUUAGUCAUAGAAACAGAUGGAAACCUGUUCAGGUACCCAGUGUGUAUCGAACCAAACGUCGUAUGGAGUGUCGUUCAAUAGAAAACUUGAAAGAAAGUUCAGCUUCAAAUAGUUUACCUACUCAAAAUGGGACUGUUCGUACAGUUGCAGAAACUAUUUCCGACUUUUUGAAACACUUCCGCCACCCUAUCCCUUCCAUCUAUCGUACCAUCGUACAAGAACUAUUGGUCACUACCCACCUCGCUAGAGUUGCUGUGGGAUUCCAGUACGAUCCAGUAUUUGCUUUAGGGUACCAAAUGGUUACCCAAGUGUUUUUCAAGAGUUAUCCUAAAGUGGAGGAAAAGGAAAAACUUUUUGAUAGUAUGUGCAAGGCGUUGUUACUGGACUAUGAACGGAUGAAAAAGGAUGCAAGUGUGUUGGAAGAGUGGACUCGGUCACGAACUGAACGAGAGAUAUUACUAGCCAUAGAAGAAGGUGGAGACGAUCCUCUGGCCAAUCUAUUGCAUUCUAUAGCGCAGAAUGAUGGAUUUGUUUACAGUCGUCUGUUUGGAUUAGGAUUGGUUCGUAUGAUGGAGUUGUGUGGAGAAGAAGCCAACUCGGAAAGGUGCCAAAAAUGGGCUUCUGCUCUACAUAUAAGCAGUUUGAAGUUGGAGCAAGAUUUGGAUACUUAUCAACAAUCACUGGAAAGAUUGAAGCAAGCAGAACAACUAUUUGCUGAACUGGAAGCACGACAGAAGAAGAAAUUGGCAGAAAAAUUGGCAGAGAAAGCAAAACGUGCGCAAGAAGAAGCGAUGAAAGCUGAACAACAGAUGACUGAACCCAAUUCUUCAGUUUAGAGGGUUUAUGGGGUAAUCGCCUUUCUUUCUCAU
Molecule: messenger RNA, 1090 nt
Organism: Galdieria sulphuraria
Lineage: Eukaryota; Rhodophyta; Bangiophyceae; Galdieriales; Galdieriaceae
Product: thylakoid protein
Exons: 2
Coding region: 107-1057 (316 amino acids)
Biological process (GO): photosystem II assembly; photosynthesis
Source: RefSeq, a predicted model, not a curated record